AUGGCAUUGGCAAGAAACCACAAAUCAACAAAGAACGAAGACAGAUCGAGAGGAAAUCCACGAGGAUGUUCUUUGGCGUUACUUCAAUUACAGAAGGGUUCCAUCGCUAUUUCCGCUGCAGAAGGUCAGGUUUCUAGUAGUGCUCUCUCAUAUCCACCACUGGUGUUCACCACCCUAUCCGUCGACCAUGUUUCCCACGUAUCAGACACCAUAACUCCUCACACUUUGUUCCAAAAUCCUACCAUCACGUCUCUCUCAUCUACCGUCGAUAACAAACCCACAAAAAUCCAAUCUGGAAAAUCAAACUCAACAAAAAGUAUUUAUGUAUUUAAGAAUUCAUCAUCUACAAUCACUAAUUCAAGGAAGAACACGAUGGAAAUCGAACCUGUCUUGUCUGAUUCGAGUGUCUGCUUCAUCUCCUCCUUCUUUCACGAUCUUUGUCAAUAUGCUUCGAGAUUUUUGUGGUUCAGUGAAUGGGCGUUGAAGGAAGAACACGAUGGAAAGACAACCAUCAUCGGAAGUUGGUGGCAGGGAGCAAUAGCUGGUGGUGGCCAACGAUGGUAG
This is a messenger RNA of Lactuca saligna, 564 nucleotides long. The record is from the annotation of a GenBank genome assembly. Lineage: Eukaryota; Viridiplantae; Streptophyta; Magnoliopsida; Asterales; Asteraceae.